Messenger RNA from Epinephelus fuscoguttatus (brown-marbled grouper), 1490 nucleotides. RefSeq names its product eukaryotic translation initiation factor 3, subunit I (gene eif3i). The transcript is spliced from 11 exons. Gene Ontology annotation, biological process: cytoplasmic translational initiation. Gene Ontology annotation, cellular component: eukaryotic translation initiation factor 3 complex, eIF3m; cytoplasm. Lineage: Eukaryota; Metazoa; Chordata; Actinopteri; Perciformes; Serranidae. Gene Ontology annotation, molecular function: protein binding; translation initiation factor activity; RNA binding. The record is from RefSeq and is a predicted model, not a curated record. Bases 113 to 1090 code for a protein of 325 amino acids.
CCUUCCUCUUCCGCCGCGGCUCCGGCGCCUGUAACACGAGUGUUCAUCUUUUCCCUCUUAACGUGAGGCGAAGUAAAGAUACUGGACCGACUGGAAACACGUUGCUGACAAAAUGAAACCCAUCCUGCUCCAGGGCCAUGAGAGGUCCAUCACUCAAAUCAAGUACAACAGAGAAGGAGACCUGCUCUUCUCUGUAGCCAAAGACACGGUAGCCAACGUAUGGUACUCUGUCAAUGGAGAGAGGCUUGGCACCUACAAUGGACACACAGGAGCUGUGUGGUGUGUCGACUGUGACUGGGACACUAAAAACGUAUUGACGGGAUCAGCAGACAACAGCUGUCGACUGUGGGACUGUGAGACAGGUAAACAGCUGGCCCUGCUCAACACCAACUCUGCUGUGCGAACGUGCGGCUUCGACUUCAGCGGCAACAUCAUCAUGUUCUCCACAGACAAGCAGAUGGGUUACCAGUGCUUCCUGAACUUCUUUGACCUGAGGGAUCCACAGCAGAUCGAGGACAACCAGCCGUACCUGUCAGUACCCUGCAGUGACCACAAGAUCACCAGUGCUGUGUGGGGACCCCUGGGAGAGUUUGUCAUCGCUGGUCACGAGAACGGAGAGUUCAACCAGUUCAGCGCCAAGUCUGGAGAGAUCCUGAAGAAGGCCAAAGAGCACACCAAGCAGAUCAACGACAUCCAGACAUCAGUGGAUCUCACCAUGUUCAUCAGUGCCUCCAAGGACAACACCGCUAAGCUGUUUGACUCCACUUCUCUGGAUCACAUCAAGACUUUCAAGACAGAGAGACCGGUCAACUCAGCUGCCAUCUCCCCCAUCAUGGAUCAUGUGGUGAUGGGAGGUGGACAGGAGGCCAUGGAGGUCACAACCACCUCCACCAGGAUCGGCAAGUUUGAGGCCAGGUUCUUCCACGCUGCCUAUGAGGAGGAGUUCGGCAGAGUCAAAGGUCAUUUCGGCCCCAUCAACUGUGUGGCAUUCCACCCUGACGGCAAGAGUUACAGCAGCGGAGGAGAGGACGGAUACGUAAGGAUUCAUUACUUUGACCCUCAGUACUUUGACUUUGAACUGGAGGCGUAAAAAGCCAGGCCCCCCCGACCCCACAGCUACAGCUGACGUCGCACUCAGUCCAGUCAGGAAGAAGGAAUAACAGACUCAAGUGCAUUUACAGUGUAAACACCUGGCCUCAGUCCCUCCAUCUGAACUGAUCUGAAGUCAGUGCACGUCUCACAGAUUACUUCAAAUAAAGGUAAAGACGUCACAAGAGAGUUUCUGGUGUUUCUGAAGUCAUUUUUCUAACAUCACUGGAAACUGUCUUGGUGGGAUCACAAGCAGUUUUUGUACCCUGGACCUGCGGAGCCUCGUGACUGGACUUACAACCCACACUCCCCGAUUCCCAAGUCUAUUUAAUCUGAGUUAUUGAUUUAGUUUCUGUUGUAAGCCAUUUCACAACAAGUCACCAUAAAAGUGCUAAAUUCAA